AUGGCUCUGUACGGCUCAUUCAACGGCUGUCUGGCCGCAGAUUUUGUUGCACUCAGCUCGCUCUUACCUGGUGUCCAAUUUCAUAACCCCGGCCGUAUUGAGGGAAAUGACCCACUCCAGCUGAAAUUGGAUACCUUCGGAGAUCCACGGUGCACCAACCUCAAGCACAAUCAGCGGGUAUUGGUCACGGGAUCAUGGUACGAGAUCUACCACGAGAUUGACUCGAAUCUGGGCUCCCAAAGUAUGCUUUCACCAGCUGCAAGGAUGCUUAGCAAUAUCAUCGCGUCCUGUAUCAUCCGGAUGCCGAAUCUGAAGGAAUUCAAGUACUGUUGGGAUCUAGCUGUAUCCCCUACUCAACAUCUCGUCACCACCGUAAUAUUCACACCGACCCUGGAGAAAGUGCAACUGCGUCUAGGCACUGACAGCACGCCCUCGCCUUAUUUUCACCCGCCGCUGGAAUUUUGGCCUCCAAUCAAUGUCAGGGCUUUAACUCUCAUCCAAAUUGACGACGAAUCGGUCUUGCGGUCGAUAGGAUCGGUUCUCCAAACCGCCACUCGCUUGAGAGAGCUGACCAUGUGGGCUGAUGGAGAUAGGAUGCUACGUUUCAGUGAAGUCUCCAGCACAUGGUGUGGCCAGGUCCCAUUCCAACUCACAUCUCUGGAUCUCCGAGGAUUUGUGGAUUUGGGGCGGCCAUCAUGUGCGCUGUGGAGUUUGCUCUCACCGGUCAAGUUGAGGACAUUGACCUUGAACGUCGGCCCGGGAUUCGAUAUUGCCGAUUUAUCAGUGUUCUGGGAGAAUUCAGUCGUGGCCAAUCUUCGACCCAAACAAUUAACUACGAACCUGGUGAUGCAUGGGCUGAAGGACUUUAUAGACUCAUUUAGUGGUUUGGAGGCUUUCAGUAUCACAUCGCCAACUAUCGCUUGCGUGCCGGAGCGUCUCGAUAUUCUCCUAGAGGCUCUGGGCAACCUACAUUCAGCGACACUGAAGGUUUUCUCGAUCGACCCACAAAGAGCUCUGGCAAACCACCUCCUGGACGAUGUGUUGUUGGAUCGAUUCGUGAACCGGUUCGCCAAUAUUGAAGAAUUGCGAAUUGGAAUAGUGGAAGCUGUGCCAGAGGAUACCAUCCAAGCAGUAUUGAAGUCUCCCCAAAUUCGGCUACUCUAUGUGAAUUUGAUCCAAGAUCCUACAGAGGGGAGUUAUAUCGGCCUGGAACGAUACCUGCUCCAUUUACUGCAGAAAGGAAUGGCCGAAAACCUCAAGUAUUUCAUGUUUGAUGACGGUCCUCUGUUCAAAGUACAUCGGAAGCCGCUCCGGGUAAGUAAAGAGACCUUGCCCAUCGGGUUCAUUCAUGACACUUUCCUGUUUGGAGAAGGGGUCUUGGGAUGGGAUGGAAGAACAAUGUAG
Molecule: messenger RNA, 1404 nt
Organism: Penicillium brevicompactum
Lineage: Eukaryota; Fungi; Ascomycota; Eurotiomycetes; Eurotiales; Aspergillaceae
Exons: 4
Coding region: 1-1404 (467 amino acids)
Source: RefSeq, a predicted model, not a curated record